Messenger RNA from Theobroma cacao (cacao), 1917 nucleotides. RefSeq names its product Protein kinase superfamily protein (gene KIN3). Gene Ontology annotation, biological process: protein phosphorylation. Gene Ontology annotation, molecular function: ATP binding; protein kinase activity. NCBI's taxonomy places the organism in Eukaryota, Viridiplantae, Streptophyta, Magnoliopsida, Malvales, Malvaceae. The record is from RefSeq and is a predicted model, not a curated record.
CAGUUGACCCGACAAAACGUUCCAGUCUAAAUUACCCGCAAGGAAGCUCUCUCAGUUACUUCCUUAACCAAACAUCCGAAGACUCAGUCUUUGUAAUAUUUUGCUGAAUUUUGCUUGAAUCGCACAAAACCAAAGUCAAGGUACUUUGCCCUGUUAGUGGAAACACAAACGGAGUAUUCCAGUCAAUUGACAAAUAAGAGAAGAAAUAGAAUAGUAACUCCAUUUUUUUGUGGUUGAGUUGAGAAAAAAGAUUGAUUGAUCAAAGCAAGAAAGUUGGUUUUCUUUUUCUUUAUAUAUCUAUAAUAUAUAUAUAUAUAUAUAUAUCAUCAACUUGUUGAAAGUUAUUUUUGUUUGCUGCAAAACGUUUGCUGAUUUCUAAGUCUGCUUAUGCUCCAACAAGUGGAGGAAGGGAAGAGCACAAGGAAAAAGAGUUUUUUCAGGAUGGGACUUUGCUGGGGUUCUCCAGCUGAUAAUCCAACACCGAGCACGACUGGUCAUCUCAGUUCAGUGACAUCUCAGACAGCCAGCAACACAAUAUCCUCUGGAACAUCUAGGGGCAGUAAUAUCUCCAGGAGCAGCGGAUUCUCAGCCUUGAGUGGAGAUGAGGCUUUUCCAAAUGGGCAGAUCUUGCCCACUCCUAAUCUAAGGAUCUUCAGUUUUGCAGAACUGAAGGCUGCAACUAAGAAUUUUAGGCCUGAUAUGGUGCUUGGGGAGGGAGGCUUUGGUAAAGUCUUCAAAGGUUGGCUUGAUGAGAAGGCACCAGGGAAGAAUGGAAGUGGAAACCUCAUUGCUGUCAAAAAACUGAACUCUGAGAGCUUGCAAGGAUUUGAGGAAUGGCAGUCAGAGGUAAAUUUCUUAGGAAGGUUGUAUCAUCCUCACCUUGUAAGGCUGCUGGGAUACUGUUGGGAGGAUAAAGAGCUUCUUCUUGUUUAUGAGUUUAUGCAGAAGGGCAGCUUGGAAAACCAUCUCUUUGGAAGGGGUGCUACUGUUAAAUCACUUGAAUGGGAUAUACGGCUUAAAAUUGCAAUAGGAGCAGCGAAGGGCCUGUCUUUCUUGCACACAUCAGACAAGCAAGUAAUUUACAGAGAUUUCAAAGCAUCAAAUAUACUGCUUGAUGGGUCUUAUACUGCCAAGAUAUCAGAUUUUGGGUUGGCCAAAUUUGGUCCUUCAGCUAGCCAAUCACAUGUAACAACAAGGGUCAUGGGUACAUAUGGUUAUGCAGCUCCAGAAUAUGUUGCUACAGGACACUUAUAUGUAAAGAGCGAUGUGUACGGUUUUGGUGUUGUUUUAGUUGAAAUAUUAACAGGCUUGCGAGCACUUGAUCCAAACCGCCCAAGCGGGCGACAUAAUCUGGUGGAUUGGGUAAAGCCAUAUUUAUCUGACAGAAGAAAACUGAAGAGCCUAAUGGACCAUCGGUUGGAGGGUAAAUAUCCUUCCAAAGCUGCAUUUCGAAUAGCCCAUCUUGCUUUAAAAUGUCUUGCACCUGAACCUAAACAUCGUCCAUCAAUGAAAGAAGUUGUAGAGACUUUGGAACAGAUUGAAUCUGCAAAUGAAAAGCCAAAAGAGCCAAGAAAUCGUUCUGCACGUCACACAACUAGCAGACAUGGCCGGCAGCCAUUACAGCAUCAAUCUCCACUUGCUCCAAAGCAUGAAGCAGGUCGUGCAUAUCAGAACCCACCUCGGGUGAGGUGAGUUGGCACAUUUGUCCAAUUGGUUUCAGGUCUCAGCAUUAACAUGUUAACUGUUUCAAAGACGUUUCCUAUUUCUUUAUUUUUGUAUUUUUUUUUAGAAUCCUCAUCGAGUGUAAUUUUUGCAGUGUGACUUAUGUUGGACAUAUGGAUGUGGUAGUAAUUAAAUUGUAAUUAUUCAGUAAGUACAGCGUGUUAUGCUUGAUAUCUUGUUAGAAUAGUUUUAUGU